Molecule: messenger RNA, 2014 nt
Organism: Aspergillus uvarum CBS 121591
Lineage: Eukaryota; Fungi; Ascomycota; Eurotiomycetes; Eurotiales; Aspergillaceae
Exons: 2
Coding region: 166-1908 (580 amino acids)
Source: RefSeq, a predicted model, not a curated record
UCCACUUCUCUCUUUCUCUUUCUUUCCUCUCUCCUAAACCUCAAAAAAACAUUGCUCUGGUAGCAUUUCCUUCGUUCUCACACGAUUAUCUAGCUAUAAUCGUUUUCCUACCCCCCUAGCUUGUUUCUUUCUCACUCUUGUCAACCUUUUCAAUUUGAAAUCACGAUGCGUGUUUCCAAGGUUUCCGCCGCGACUGUGCUCGCUUCGACCGUCUCCGUCAAUGCGAUUCCCAUUCCCUGUCUCCUUCCCUUCCUCAGCGGCGCUGGUAGCCUCUUCGGAAGCUCGGGUCUGGGAGCCAGCUUGGGCGGCAGCGGCAGUGCUGAUUUGGGCGCCAGCCUGGGCGCCGGUGCCAGCGGCAGCGGCAGCGGAAGCGCCGGUCUGGGUGCUGGACUCGGAGGAAACGCGGCUGCCAGCCUUGGUGCGAACGCUGGUCUGGGCGCUGGUCUGGGCGCCGGCCUGAGCGGUCUCUUCGGCGGCAGUGGUAGCGGUAGUGCUAGUGCCACCGGCAGCGGCAGUGCUGAUCUGGGAGCCGGAGCCGAUCUGGGUGCGAACGCCGGUCUUGGUGCGAACGCCGGUCUUGGUGCGAACGCCGGUCUUGGUGCGAACGCCGGUCUUGGUGCUGGCGCCAGCCUUGGUGCUGGUGCUGGUCUCGGCGCCGGUGCCGCUGCUACUCCGUCUGCUGGCCUGGGUGCUGAUGCUGGCCUCGGUGCUAGUGCUGGCCUCGGUGCUAGCGCUGGUCUAGGUGCUGGUGCCGAUCUGGGUGCUGGUGCCUCCGGUGGUGCCUCUGGUGGUGCCUCUGGCGGUGCUUCCGGCAGCGCUGGUCUGGGUGCUGGAGCUGAUCUUGGCGCGAGCGCCGGUCUGGGAGCGGGUGCUAGCCUUGGUGCUGGCGCUGGUCUCGGUGCCGGUGCCGCUGCUACCCCCUCUGCUGGCCUGGGUGCCGGUGCCGGCCUCGGUGGUAGCGCUGGUCUCAGCGGUAGUGCUGGUCUCGGUGGCAGCGCCGGUCUCGGUGCCGGUGCUGGUCUCGGUGGCUCUGGUGAUGUUUCCGGCAGCGGCAGCGGCAGCGCUGGUGCCACGCCUACUGGUGAUGUCGGAGUCUCCCCUGUUGCAACUGGAUCUGCUGGUGGUAGCGGUGAUGUCUCUGGUGGUGCCUCUGGCGAUCUCUCUGGCAGCGGCGGUGUCUCUGGCGGUGCUUCGGGCGGUGCUUCGGGCGGUGCUUCGGGCGGUCUUUCCGGCGGUGCCUCGGGCGAUGUUUCUGGCAGCGGCAGCGGCAGCGGUGAUGUUUCCGGUGGUGCUUCCGGCGACCUCUCUGGCAGCGGUGGUGUUUCUGGCGGUGCUUCCGGCGGUGCUUCCGGCGGUGUCUCCGGCGGUGCUUCUGGUGAUCUCUCUGGCAGCGGUAGCGGUGAUGUUUCUGGCGGUGCUUCCGGCGACCUCUCUGGCAGCGGCGGUGUUUCUGGCGGCGCUUCCGGCGGCGUCUCCGGCGGUGCUACUCCUACUGUUGUUGCUGGCCCUAGCGGUACUACUGUCUCCUUCGGCACUACCACCAGCGUCUCCCUUCCCGGCGGUGGUCUCACGGCUGGCGUCUCGGGCAGCGGCAGCGUCAGCGGCAGCGGCAGCGGUGAUGCUGGCGUAGGUGCUGAUACCGGAGCUGACACUGGUGCGGGUGCUGACACCGGGGCAGGCGCAGGUGGUGAUGCAGGACUCGACGCGGGAGCUGGCGGCGACGCCAGCGCCGAUGCUAACGCCAGCGCUACUGCCAAUGCUUCGGCUGAUGGAGAUGCUGAUGCCAAUGCUGAUGCUGACGCCACCGCUACUGGUGGCGGUUCUGCCACUGCUAACGCUAAUGCGGAGGCUUCUGGCUCGGGACACGCCAGCGCUAACGCCUCUGCCAACGCCUCGGCCAGCGCUUGAGGUGAGCUUCGCCUCUUUCUUGGAUUGGGAGAUUUCUAGACUAACUUGGCCACAGUCAAUUCCACACCUGUCAAUGCGACAAACAACAACAACUACUCCCUCACUC